Molecule: messenger RNA, 590 nt
Organism: Pelobates cultripes (western spadefoot toad)
Lineage: Eukaryota; Metazoa; Chordata; Amphibia; Anura; Pelobatidae
Source: the annotation of a GenBank genome assembly
AUGGCAGACCCGCAGGGACGAUUUUUAACCCUAGUAGCCCUAAUCAAUGAAGCCACAUAUACCAUAGCCAACGUCUACGCCCCCAACAACAACCAAAGAGACUUCCUAACUAAGGUCCUGUCCAGAAUAGAGGGAGUCCAGCAGGGCGUGCUUGUCCUGAAGGGCGACUUCAAUUGUGUUCAUGACCCCACACUAGAUUCCACCUCUGAUAAAACCCCAGUGAGACUCAAAACAUUACAGAAAUUAGCUAAACAACUAAACUCCCUCUUCGACUCUUACAACCUAUACGACGUCUGGAGAGCGGGUAACCCCUCUUACACAUACUACUCUUCUGUACAGACUGCUAUAGUGGGAUAGACAGAUUCUACCUAAAUGGAUUACACCUCACACAGGUUACUGACUGCAACAUAGGCACAAUCGAGUGGUCUGACCACACCCCUGUCAUCCUUACACUAGCAGACAAAUUUGCUUUCAAAAACAAACCCCCAUGGUGUCUGAAUGAAUUGCUCCUCCAAGACCCACAAUUUUCCCUGAUUAUGGCGACAGAGGUAGACAACUACUUUGCCGUGAACGACACAACAGACACAUAG